CUACCAUCCAGGAGUCCAGGAGUAAAAUUGGAAUAAUUUUGAUCUGAAAGUGAUCUGAAAUAUUCUCAGUUUCAAUUAUUUAUUAUCAAAAAAAAUCCUAUUGAAAAAUCUAAUUUUUGGAAGUUUAAACUGUCUGUAAUAACAAUAUAACCAAUAGAAGUGCUGGCAAGUAGUCUUGGAAAUUUCAUACAAUGAAUUGAAAAUAUGGCUGAUUUGGAUGAACUUCCAUCUGACCAACACUUUUGCUUAAGAUGGAACAACUUUCAAGCAAAUAUAACAUCACAGUUUGAUGCAUUAAGAUGUGAUGAGGAGUUCACAGAUGUUACCAUUGCUUGUGAUGGCCAACAACUAUUGGCACAUAAAGUUGUGCUAUCGGCUUGCAGUCCAUACUUUAAGGAACUCUUCAAGUCGAAUCCUUGCUCACAUCCCAUAGUGUUUAUGCGCGAUGUAGAAGCGCGCCAUAUCAUAGCUUUAAUGGAAUUUAUGUAUGUGGGGGAAGUGAAUGUAUCCCAAGCUCAUCUUUCAGCAUUUCUCAAAACAGCCGAGUCAUUGAAAAUUCGUGGACUCACUGACACAUCUUCUGAUUCUGAUAAUGUGCAGGAAGAAAAUAGUUUGUAUUUGAAGCCUCAAGCUUUGCGAGUUUUACGAAGUAACCUACUAGUCAAUAAAAAUAGGCAAAAAAAUAUACAAAUGAUUCCAACAACUUCUAGUCAAGAUGUACCUAUAGAUAAACCAGAUAUAAAUAUACCAAAUGUUUCUAGUCCUGCGCCAAAACGAAGUAAAUCUGAGACUGAAAUUAGGUUAAGAAAAGAUGAUUCAAUGACGGUUAAUCCCUUUGCUUUACAAAACGAAUCAAGAAGUCCAAUAGAAUUGAUGCCUAAAGUGGAACUGCCCGAGUAUAUCAGUGAUGAAGAUAAUGAGCCAGAUGAUAACUCUUUGAAUUUUUAUCCUGGAAAUGAUACUGGAGAUAUACCAAGUGGAAUUGAUAUAACUGGCCAAGGUUCAAGCUUUAAUGGAAAGGAUAUAGGAUCAGAGCUAUGUUCUCAAGGCAAGACCAACAGAAAGCUGCACUCAUUGGAUCCAAGACCUUGCGACGAAUGCGGAAAAGUUUACAGUAGUCUUUCGAAUUUACGUCAACACAUGAAACUGAUUCAUUAUCCAACUUACGUUUUUUGCGAUCAAUGCAACAAACAAUUCAAAACUGAUCUGUAUCUAAGAAGACACAUACUGAAUGUGCAUAAGAUUUGUUUCAGAAUGCGAAGACGCAGAAUUUCAGACCAUUGGACACCCUAUAGCUUCCAUCAAUCCAGCGGCACCCCAAGUGCAUUUUAUGAUAUCCCCCCAAGACUCUUUGAAAAAAGAGAACCUGAAAGAAGAAAUAAACUGAUAAAACUUGGCGAGGGUAUCGAAAUUUACGAAGACCAGUUGCGCAGCAUAAAAUGGAGCGAUUACAGGAAACUCACCAGAGGACUGGCUACUAUUUUAUUUAGCCCUGCUGAAUUGGCUACAUGCUCCGUCACUGGUCAGAGGUGGAGUAGAGCUGGCAACGGGGAGAGGCCAGUGAAACCAGCUCUGGAUAGGGCAAAAGUUCAAGCAAUUAUUUCGAACAACAUGGAAAAUAAGCCAAACAAGAAAGGUACGUACUGUAUCUACUAGAUAACUACAUAAAUACAUAAUCACAGUGAGAUUUGCCAAAAAAAAAAUGUAAAUGAAACCAAGUGUCAAACUAGUUUUAAGAAUUUUAGCGUAUUCGACUGACUGCCCAUGUGUGGUCUGAGCUCGCAUUUUAAAUGCGAAGUGCAAUAAAUCAUGUCCGAGUUGAUUCAGGUCGUGAGUGAGCAAAAAUUUCCUUCAUCAAAAUUUGUAUUUGGACAUAGUACGACUGGCGCUCCAACUUUUUGGACCGUGAUUUUUGACGGUGCAAAUAAUUCUACAUAUAAAAAACUCUCCCACAUCACACCUAUCGAUCCCUCAUGUUAUUUUUAUUUUGUUUCGCAUUUGCCUCUCCAUUUUUAUAAGUGUUUCGCGAAACAUAAGUAGCAAAAGAAAACUGCUGCUUAUUUUGACUAUAAAAACUAAAAACAUACAUGUUAGCAAGCAGUAGUAGCAGCACAGCUAUUCUGGAAGCGAUGAAAAUGAAUUCUUGUUUAUUCUCUAGUUUUCCUACAAAGCAGUAUAACACUCAUGUAGUGCCAAGCUUCAAUCAAUUAGGUAGUUGAGUGAGUAAGUCAAAACAUGUUAAAACUAAUGCUAAACAUUGAUGCUUCCUAUGGUGGGGUUACUAGUAAUGGUAUGACUACUAAUGGCUCAAGAAGUAACGCGAGCAGAGCCAACGCCAAUAAUGAAACUUCCUCUAGCCCAAAAAACAAUAAUACCAAAAAUAACAAUCUCAGUAGGGCAACUAACCAAUGAACUAAAAGAAUAUAACAAUCAGCAUGACCUAGUUGGGUUCAGGAGGUUUUGAAAAAGUGGUUUUCAAAUAUUCCUAUGUUCCACCUCGAUUUUGCGCAAAAGUGAAUGUCGAUAUACAAAUGUACAUGGAGCCAACUCUGAAUUUGAUCAACUCGAACAAUUAGGGCUGGGGAAACACCACUGUGCCCGUUCUUGUUUUAAAGUGCAAUAAUUGUAGCACGUUCUUGUUUUGAAAUUAGCCAAAGAAAGUCCAAUGGUAGUCGAAUACUCUAAAGAAUUAUUUAUUUUUGUGUUAGAAUUUUAUUAAGUUAGUUUAUUUAUUUAUUUUAAAGUAGAGUGCGAUGUAUUGCCUCUACCUAUAUGUAUUGCACCCGGCGGUAUAUUUUUGACUAUUUUGAUAGAAAGUGAUGUUCUGAUGUAGACCAGUUUUAUUUAUUUUUCAUAAAACAUUGUAGCCCAGUAAUCUUGUUCCUGAAAGGGGCAGGGGGCGGAACAGGGUUACCGUGCGUCAAGCCCCGAAGUUCUGAUUUUUUGCUGAGUUGUUAAUGAACCGCGAAAUUUUUUCGCGUUUUUCAAUUUUCGCGUUUUCAUGGAGAAAUAAAUUUCGUACAAUUUGAGACCACAACUGUCGUUGCAUACCUUAUAGUUUCUGAAAUACUAGGUUUUCAAGAUUUCAGGGAACAGGUUUUCUUGUGGAGAUAAAUAACUGAAAAACUCCUUUGCGACUAAAAUGAAGAUCAAGCCAGAAAAAAAGAGACAAUAGGGUAGUAGUGGACAAUUUUUUGAAAUAUUUUUUUUAUUAAUCUUCAUAGCAAAAUAAACAAGUGUUGAUGAUUCUUUGAUUUUAGAAAACAAAAAUAUACGUAAAAAAAAAUUAACAAAUUUGUACUUAUUUUAAACUCUAUAAUUUACCGCCAGGAAAUUACGUCAUAGUUGUGAUGUAUUUCCAAUAGCGUGUCUUUAUAUUUUACGUGCUUUUAGAAAAAGAUGCCGAUAAACUCAGUGCGCACUGAUUGACAAAUAGAAUUCUCUCAAAAAGUGGGGUUAUGUUGAGGGUGCGCCUAAAUGUAAUAAUACUCGAGAGACGCUGAUAUAUCUCUCUUUUUUGCACUAAAGAGUAAGUUUGUGUCGAAUAUCGGACGUAGGUUUUAUUUAAUUCAUACUUAAAUACAACAGCUAUGACGUAGAAUCAGGGCGCGAAAUAUUUCCGUUCAAAUAUUGCGUCCCAAAACUCUACUUUUACCGCCGUUUUAAACAAGGUUAGUAAUUUUACCUGAAAUUUCUUUUGAUACGAAUAUUUUUUAUUUACUCCAUAGAUGAAGAAUAGAUCAUCGAUUUCAUUGAAAUUAUACCUUGUCCACUACCCUAUUCACUAUAUUUAUUGUAUAGUUAUUUCAAUUUUGAAUACAUUUUUUGGAAUUGAGAUUAAAAUCUGUCACACUUCUCAUUUUCUUUCAACCUAUUAAAUAAUAUUCCCGAAGCGAACAACAAAAUAUAGCUAAACAUUUCAGUUGAUAAAUUUUGAAAAGUUGUAUUUUGGAAACUAAGUAACUACCUCUACAUAUAUUGGCUCUACAGAGUUUUAGUGUCAAACUCAAAUUGUAGAUUAUUUAGUUUUCCUUGAAAACGUAUCUCCUGUUAGUUAUCAUCAAUAUUAUCGAAAAACUAGUCCUUCGGAGAUAAGAUCGGAAACUUGGAUUAUUCAUUGAGCCAAUAUCAUAAACAACUUAGCAAAAAAUUAGAGCUACCGGCUUUGACGCAUGGUCUGAUAGUUGGUUACUGACUGGAUUACUGGUACUUCCACCACCUAUAAUCGUGUGGGAAUCAACCCGAAAACUUUAAAUUGAAAUAAUUAAACAUAUAGUCUUACUCACGAAAGAUGACGAUUACGUGACAAAAGAUUCUUGUUAGCUCAGAACUCGUUAUUUGAAACUUAUAGCGUUUUCUGUUGGUAAAACUCGUGCUGUCCGAGUUCUGCACUCAACACUGAAUCAGUUCACGUUUAGUGCAAUCUCAAAAGAACAUGAAUUUGGCGCGUUUUGUCAUUCUUUUAAAAUUUAUUAUUUAACGAUCCCUGAUCCCUAACCUAACCUAAAGACAUUUUCAAUGGAAUAAAAAUUAAAAACGUUUGUGUGUAUGAAAAAGUUGAAAACGGAAGUUUUUCCUGUAUGUAAAGUACAUAAUGGGCUCUUUCACUAAUUUUUGAAAUUGGCAUAUUUGGAUAAAGCAACUAAAAACAGAAUUUUCUGUAUUUUUACUUUUGAAAAAUUCAUAGUCCUUCUUGAGAAAACAGAAAAGAAAGAAAUACCUCCAAAUAAAAACCCAGAAUUUAUUUCUAUGACGUCGCAGCUCGCUAUUUGACCGUGUUGCCACUAAUUGUCAACAUUGAAAAUUUGUAAUAGAUUUAAUUCUGAAAUGUUCCCAAAAUAUCAUGAAAAGUAGUUAAAUUAAUUAGUUAUGGAUUCAAGAUUUUAUAACAUUUUUAUUGAAAUUAUGCUUAAACACAAUUUAAUAUAAUUUUCUAUGUUUAGUUUUAUUUAUUUAUUUUACGUUGCACUACAUUUAGUCACCACCGACAACAGCGCAUUCGAACCUUUACCUGCAUUUACUACAGGAUAAAUACAGCAGAGGCGGACAGCUCUUCGCAACAACAAGCGAAAUGAAAAAUAUUUAUGCGACGUCAGCAAAUCGGCGCGUUUUUAAAUAAUUCAAAUUUUGGUAGUUUAAAAUGCCUGUAAAAAACUUAUUUAACCUUGUAGAACAUUUUUUUUUGGUAUAUGUGCCUAAAAUAGUCCCUCCUUUGGGAUUUUAUACCUAAAUUACGUAUUUAAAUUUUAGUGAAAGAGCCCAUUAUGCUGUCUCCCGAGAUGUGCAGAAAUAAUUCCAAUGAUACCUGCGUUGAAAUUAAUUUUUAUGUCAAUUUCAAUAAUAAAAUUUUGAAUUUUUUGUAUCUCAUUAUCCCUGGCAAACAUUCAGGCCUAUGAUGUAUUCUGUCCUGUUAUUUCAACGUCUGUGUUAAGGCUCAACAUCUAUUUCUGUCUCUAUUUUGAUGUUGCUGCUAAAAUAACAGAAAAUGAUACAUCAUAGGCCUGCGAUUGUAUAUAAUAUAAUAGAUCCAAUUAAAUUUCAUUGGUUGAAAACAGUCAGAAAACUAGUUUUAAGUUAAAACUAGUUUUCUGACUGUUUUCAACCAAUGAAAUUCACUCUGACUGGUUUAUGAUUUCUGCAGAAACAGACCUAAUAAUUCUUCCUCUUCAUCGCUGUCGCUCGACGAAGAUAAAAAAUAUAGAAUUUUAUCAAUAUCGAUAUCCAUAAUUUUUUGGUUUUGUUUAUACACAGACUUUUCGGCACUUUACGCCAUUUUUGUUGUGCCCUGACAUUGGCACGAGCUCUCUGACCUCGUGCUGGAAAAGUUGCACGAGGGCAAUAAUUGAUUGCCCUGGUUUUCCAAUAGAACAUAAAAACCCGCUCGGAAACUGCCAACAGAACAUAAUUUUUGCAUGAGUGCAGCACGAGUUUUACCAACAGAAAACGGUAUUACACUGUGUCUGACAGAGAUCUCUCGACUAUUUUGUGUGCAGAAAAUGAGUAAACGUAUUUACCAUAAGCUGGAAAGAGAUCCGUUUGUUGUAGAAGCGCGUAAAGAAUAUUUAUGUAGUAUGUACAUUACAUUCGCCAUUGCGUAAGAUUAUAAAUCGUUAUUUCCGAGACAUGCGUGCAUUAAUUAAUUCGUAGGAAUUAUAUUUGUCACGUGAUCGUGUCAGAUGUUAUAUCGAGUAUUCUAUCUGACAGAAAAAACAUUGUUAAUUUAAUUUGUUGAUAUUGUAGGGGUGAGCCCCUUCAGAUCUACAUACCUCAAUUAGCUAUAAGAUAUAGUGAAACCCGUUAAUAUUUUAUUGUUAUAUAUGUUGAAGUUUGGUUUAUUGAAGGUUUGAACUCAAUAAAGAUGUAUAUUAUAUCCAUA
Ceutorhynchus assimilis (cabbage seed weevil) is the source of this 6376-nucleotide messenger RNA. Lineage: Eukaryota; Metazoa; Arthropoda; Insecta; Coleoptera; Curculionidae. The record is from the annotation of a GenBank genome assembly.